Molecule: messenger RNA, 6486 nt
Organism: Thunnus maccoyii (southern bluefin tuna)
Lineage: Eukaryota; Metazoa; Chordata; Actinopteri; Scombriformes; Scombridae
Product: iporin
Exons: 10
Coding region: 349-4212 (1287 amino acids)
Cellular component (GO): cytoplasmic vesicle
Source: RefSeq, a predicted model, not a curated record
GUGGAGACUGCUGUGUCUGUCCGGACAUCAGCGUCGGACCGGUUUCAUAUUACCCUUUAUAAUAGUUAUACAUCACCGGAAUAACCCGUCCAUUUUCACCCUAGAUAUCAGGUAAUAUAACUAAACAAUUAGCUUUUUUAAUGCAUCUUUGAAGUCCAAGCUGCGUCGAGCACUCGCAUAUUUUUUUAAAAUAGUUUGGUUGUAUAAUUUUGGACCUUGCCACGUAUUUAUGAGACACCUACAUAACAAAGUCACCUAGAAGAAGAGGAUGGAUAUCGUAUGGCGGCUGGUUUCAAGAUUUAACUUCAGGAUCAUGGUGUCGGUUGCCAUCAUUCAGCCUCCACUAGUAUGAUUGGAACCACCAGUCUUUCAGGGGACACCCUGAUAGCGUGCCACUUCCCUGUGGUUCAGCUUCCCACUUGGCAACUUCCCGUCCAGGCCCUGUGCAGCUCAGCCAAGAGGCCCAGUCGUCUGUGCUCAGUGGGCCUGACUCGAGCUGUGUCCCUCCCAGAGCGAGACUCACUCAACCGGGAGCACACCUUCACCGGUGGCCGGAGGCCUUUCUCUAGCAGCUACAGUAGUCUCAAUGAGGACCGAACAGAGGAGGAGGGGGCCAGUGACAGCAGCGGGAGGUACGACUCCAUCUCGUCGCCAGAGGAGACGAGUUCCCAUCUGAAGAAGGAAAGCUGUAGUGCUAGAGGUGGUCUGCGGUCACACAACUCAUUCCUUCCCAAUACAGAGCUAGAUGAGGAGGAGGAAGAUGAAGAUAGUGAUGGAGAUAAUCUACACAGAUAUCAUGAGGACUCAUCUUUUGUGUUGCAUGGAAAUUCCAACUGGCCACUAAACAAUGAUACCAGAAAUGAUACAAUAUCCCACAAGGACAUGGACAGUGAAUGGGGCAAUGAGGGGACUAUGUUGGCGACUGAGAGCGACCAAGAGUGGCUCUCUAACCAGCCUAACCAGCUGGACUCCCUGCAAACUGAAUGCCAGUGCUUUCAUGUGAGCAGAUCUGGCAUCAUGAUGCUGGCUUGUGGAGAGCAGGACUCAGACAGAAUGGGGGAUAACAUGUCCUGCUGCAUCCACAGCCAACACAAAUGUUCCCCAGAGUUGUUCUCCAACACUCAAGCAGAGUAUGUCAGUGACUCUUCUUGCAACAGUUCUGAUGGCAUCUUGGUUAACUUCUGCACCAUCUAUAACAAAAGCAACAACCCCGCCACGCCUCAUGACCUCAGCAGCCCGGCAGUUCACCCCUCUCAGUCAUCUGAGGGAUCUGUAUUCCUCAACCUCCAACCUGUUCCCCAGACUCCGACUGCAGAUGUUCAACAGGAUGACACGAGAGUUUAUGCGCCCCCAAAAGAGGAGGUUGACCUGGCGCCCUCGUCUUCCCAUUGGUCUCCUCAGGGUCUCGACUCUAACUGCAAUCUUUAUUCCCUGGAGCCACUACCCCCGGGGCUCUCUUCUCUGGAGGUAUCAGACCUGGCCGCCUGUCUACAAAGUCAGGCAACAUUGGCCAUAGGGACCAACCAGAAGUACUACAAGCUUGUGACUUGUGACCUUUCCUCCCAGUCACCCAGCCCAGCUUGGUCCAGCCUCACCAGCUGCCCUGAGGGUCAGGGCAGAAGUAGCCCUUUCGCUCCCUCUGAGCACCUGCUUGUCAAUCAUAAGAAAGAAGGACAACACAAAGAAGUCAAGAAGGAGAAAGAGGAUCAACAAAAGGAAAUAAAGUUCUCCUCUGCACAGUGCAGCACCGGGUUUGACAGCUCACAGUUUCAGACCUAUGAUUACCAGGUUGCCACCACCUCCACUGAGAAAGCCCUCUGCAGGAAGAAACAUACUGACAGCAUCCAAAACCACUCCCACACGCCUGGUUUGCUGUGCCCUAGACAUUGUAGCCCACAUAGCUGUAAAUGCCAAGGUACAAGUGCUGCAUCCACACAGCCAUCUGUGACUUUGGACCAGGAACAUUGUGCCACUGAUGCUACUGAGAAGGGAGCAUGUGCAGUUGAAAAUCCAGUGGUACGCUACAGUAAAGCCCAGAGGCCAACCUCUCUGCCCAUCCAGCCCUUUGUUCUGAUUCCCAGUGAAAAACCCCAGGCCCAGACCCAGCACUUGGGCUGUCUUCUGGAGCAGUACAUAAAUCAAAAGAGCAGCAAGUCUGGUAGCUCCCAACCAAGCUUCAAGUUCAAGGGCAAAAGAAGUCAGUGUUUUUCUAAUCUUCAGCUAUCACCAAUGGGCAGCCAAUGCCCCAUCUUCCUUGAGGCUCCUUCGAGCUCUGAUAGCUGCUCCACCUGCACGCCAAGCCCAGAGCGCUUCAGCCGCAGACACACAUGGAGCCAGUCCAGCAGAGGCCAUGGACGCCCAAGUCCAUGUACAUCAAAGAGCAGCCGAGAUCCAACUCACACCAGCCCAAAGCCCAGACUGGUUCAGAUGCAAGAUAAAACAAGCCCAUACUCAUGCAACACUCAGACUAACUCUUUUAUAGAUCUGACCUCAGCCCCAAAUCCGUCCAAACUUGUUAAAAUUCCUACCUACCAGGACCUUAUCAACCUCACCCCUGAGCAGAGCCAUGCCAACACUGAGCCCAAAACUCAAAGUCCAAAUCAGACCCACAGCUCCUACCAUUCAGUAUUCUCUCACACACCACCCACUUUACCCCUAACCACUGACGCCCAUCACCCAAACCUGCAGGUGUCCCUGUCUCCUCCAAAAACUCCACAACCUCAAAAGAAGUCCCUUCAGUAUCGCGCUGCACCUGCAGCUGACUCCGGCUUUUUUCACGGUAGUUUUACAGCUGCCCUCUCCUCAGUUGCUCCGCUCUCCUCUUUGAGUUCUUUGCUCUCCUUGGCUGCUUCUGGGCUGCAUCCACAGCAAACCCAGGACUCUGCUGGGAAGCAGAGUCAGAGUCAACACAGCGAAUCUCUGAUCCUGAGUGACAGGCCGCCCACAGAGUUCUGCCUCUCGCCUGAUACAUCUUAUGAGUCUAUGUCUAUCAGCCAUCUUCAGAGGAGAGGUCUGCUGAGGUCUGUAAGCAGGGCAGUGGAUUUGAUUAUGGCUCAUUUUGGCAGCAGCAGAGACCCUGAAGAAAAGAUGCGUCUGGGUAACAGCUCUCGGAGUCCCACAAUUGCUGGUCUGGUCCUGGAACACUUAUGUCCAACGAUCCAAAAUAUUUUAGAAGACGGUCUCAGGGAUCAUAAACUGGAUCUCAUCAUCGGGCAGCGCCGCAACCACUCCUGGAAUGUGGUGGAAGUCUCUACUAGGAUCGGUCCGUCGACCAGGGUCCUGCACAGCCUGGUCUCUAAAAUCAGACAAUGUCCCCAGCUCACCAGCCACUGCAUGAGACUGAGAGCCUUCAUCAUGGGUCUGCUUAACUUGAGAGCUUUGGAAUUCUGGCUCAGUCACCUUCAGAGUCAAAAAGAUGUUGUGACGACAUACUACCAUUCUUGGGGGUUCCUGUCCAUGUCACUGGAUCGGUGUCAGCCCUUGUUUCAGGAGCUGCUACUUCUGCUGCAACCUCUGUCUGUGUUGCCCUUUGACCUCAACUUGCUCCUGGAGCCCCGACUGUUACGUAACAGGCAGCUGUGUUCUGAGGAGCAGGGUGUUUCUCCACCUCCACCGUGCUCUGCCCUCUUAGUGACCAGCUGGCCACAACUGCAAGCUGACAGAAAGGCGGACAACAGCCACAGCAGUCAGUCUAAGAUUUCACACCAGACAUGUCUGCAUCACCAAGAGUCUCCCAGUUCCCAGAAUUCAAGUUGCUACAAGCAGGGAUGUGGAGAGAUGCAUGUGAACAGGAGUCCAUUUUUAGCCCCUAUUCCAGAGUGGUGGCCAAAAGAGGCUGACCUCAUGGAUGGUGUGGUUGAAGGGGAGGACUGUAGCCACAAUUAUGCAGAUACUUGGUCUCAAAUAAGUAUGGACAGCAGGCCAGAAGAGAGCAAGGGAGAGAAAGACAAUGGGAUCCCAAAUGUGUCACCUUGUGUCCAGGUUGAGAGUCCUUGUCAGGGUGGUCUGCGCUGGGCCAAACUGUUUGGAGGAGCUGAUUCUUCCACCAGGACAGAGGAAGUUUCUCAGAGUCACAGUGGAGCACAAACCAGAAGGCACAGGCGACCAUCACAGUGGCUGCAUUUGGACAGAUCGCAGCUUGGACUUUUGGCUCAAUCCAUCAGGUCCAUGAAGCUAAGAGGAGCUCAGACUGACAAAGACAAGGACUGUUGAAAACUAAACCCUCUGUGCGUGGAGGACCGAGUGGAAACUAUUUACUGUGAUAACUGCAUGAUAGUACAUAGUCCUGCAAAACACAGUGCUCGAUCUCACUGCUGCACUGAUCAGGAAGCACUUAUUUUACAAGAUUAACAGCUUUCGCAGUGGCCCUUAAUCAUCAAGCUUUCAUGAGUUUAAAGGUGGACUGCUGCACCAGCUAUUCAUAAAUCCAUUUCUAAAUUUGUAUGAGCAACAUCUUAGUACAGACUUUAGAAAUGUGUAAAUGGUUGCUAGGAAACUGAAGCAGCACAAGCUGUAACAUAACUGCCAAAAAUGACAGUUUUAGGGGCCAAUCUAUAUUUUUAACUUAAGUGCUAUUUUUUGUAAAUGUUGGUAUCACUUUGUUUUACUUAUAUGCAUAAAUGGAGAAAUAUUUGUUUCAGACUAUUCAUGCAGUCUAGAAUUAGUGGAAAAUAUGAGAUUACACUAAUCUAACUGAGGCUAUUUAGCUACAUUAUUAGCAUACAAUAACAUUUUUCAGUUUGAGGUAUAUUCUGCUAUUUUUGUGAAAUGUAAUUUAAAAUCUUUUGAGUUUAUCAUUAUUAAACAGCAUGUUGAUCAAGUGUCAGGUCAGAUGUGUUUGACUCUUCAGUCAAAACUGGUCAGAUAUUAGCAAACUAACGUUUUGUCAGUUGGUUCAGUAGCUACUCAGCAGUUAACUGUGGCAGUUACUGGGUUGUAUAUUUAACACUAGUAAUAAUAAUCUCUACGUAGGAAACUACUUUGUGUGGAGCAUACAAAUCUCUACUUAUUGAACGGUCCGUGUACAUUUUAACUGAUUUCAGCACUAGAAUGACACGUACAUUAUAAAUAGGCAAAGCUUGAACUUAUGAACAACUGGUGCCAAGACCCUCUGAUCUUAAAAUGUCUCUCUGAUGUUGUUUUAUCAGUGAACAUUUGUGUUCAUAUAAGGUGUGAGAUGAGCUUCAUGAAUGAGAUCAGGCAGGUGGCUGAGGACCAUUUUGAUUUCAUUUUGAUUUAACCUGGAAAAGUCUCAUUGAAAUUAAAAAUCUCUUUUACAAGAACAUCCUGGCCAAGACAGGCAGCAGCACAAUAAACAGGGUUGAAGACAUCAAAAACAUAAUAAUUUACAAUGAAAAUAAAGAAUAAAUUACAGAAUCAGAAAACAUUAAAAAUAUUCAUCAGUAUUCGUUGCAAGUCAUCAACAUCAGGGAUCAAACAGGGGUAAUAUGAGUCAGUCAAAACAUCUACAGCCAGAUGUGCCUGCCUCCAAGUCAUCUAGAAUUACUUUAAAUGCAUCCAGUGAGACCAACUUUUGCCAUUGAUUCCAAGCGGAGGGAGCAACAUACUUAAACGCCCUUUUUCCCACUUGCUUGAUGAAUGAGGGCCAGUGCACCUAUUUGCAACUGCACACCCACCAGAAUAACCUUGAGUAGGUGCUUCUGUUACCUGUAACUCUCCUCUAUAUUUCCUGUAGGCGAAUAUCAAUCAUAUAUGUGAAUAUUGACCUGCUGUAGACUAUGGGACACAUUAUCCAUUUCUUAUAUGUAGCUGUCAGACUUUCCACAGCUGUACCUUUCAUUUCACCCCCGCAAGCAAUACAUUCUUAUUAGUGCCAAAUAUGCCACACACCAGCCUUUUGUGGUGGAUUGUCAGUGAUUUUAUUUCCAGUAAACUUGCUUUUUUGAGCAAACUCACAGCAUGGAUUUACCAUAGGUGCAUGAGUUAACAAGAAUACAGGUAGGUGCUACAGUUUUACUAGAUCUCCUAACUUCCUAUUAAUGUUUUUAUAGCUGUAGAAUUAGGUUUUGGAAAUUUUCUGGCACAUGAAUUGUGUGGUAUUGUCUGAUAUAUACAGUAGUACGUCUUCCGGUGAAUUUUGUUCAGUUGCACAAAUACAAGCCACCUUGUGGCUGUUUCAGGUAUUUAACUGUGUGUCAGGUACAUUUUGAUAGACCACUAGUAAGAUAAGAGGGAUGGGAAGAAUAGAAAAUAUGUUCUCUGCAUUUGUUAAUGGAGAAUUUCUAAUGUUCUGAAAUAUGUGAAGUCUGUGAAAUUAUUCCACCCAGCGUUGUUUUAUCCUCAGUCUCUGAAUGCUUCCUCUAAUGCCCAGUGACAAUCAACCUCUGUCAAUAAAGAUUUAACAUAUUGAUUACCUGCCUUACUUUAAUGUACCAACCAUGUACAAAGGUUUACUCAUGUGCCAAAUAUUGUUGCAGUUCAGCACAAAUUGUUUUCAUGGAAAUGUGAGGACUUCAGAUUUGACUC